Molecule: messenger RNA, 1897 nt
Organism: Cladophialophora immunda
Lineage: Eukaryota; Fungi; Ascomycota; Eurotiomycetes; Chaetothyriales; Herpotrichiellaceae
Exons: 2
Coding region: 137-1525 (462 amino acids)
Molecular function (GO): succinate-semialdehyde dehydrogenase (NAD+) activity
Source: RefSeq, a predicted model, not a curated record
CGCAAACCCGGUCUGCAACAUCAUGCCUUCACAGUAAGUGAAGAAGAAUGAUUGAAAUGGAUAUAAAAGCCCUAUUCCCGCUUUGGUGCAAGUCCUUUGUCUCCCAAGUCGAGAACUUCUCACCAGAAUCACAAGGAUGGCUGCUAGCUUGGAUCAUAGCACAACUUCGGAUACCUACAAGUCUGAGGACAUGCUCUCAGACCGCCGAGAAGGUGUGAUACCCAACCCUUCGACCUUCGAUGCCGGCUCCACCAUCCCUCUCUGGCUUGAUGGUCAACAAGUCGAGCUGUCUGAAACCUUCGACGUGAUCUCCCCCCAAAACCAGCAACUUCUGUACAAGUGCUCCUCUGCCAGCGAGACCGAUGUCGAGAGAGCCGUUGCUUCGGCACAGGAGGCAUUCAAGACGUGGUCCCAGACGAAACCCAACUUCAGAAGAGACAUUUUCUUGCGCGCAGCCGACAUCUUCGAGAAGCGAAAGCAAGAACUGGGCCACUACAGCCAGACCGAGACUGGAGCGCUGCCGUCCAUGUUCUCGCUUGAGCAUGGCCUUGCGGCAGAUGCGUGUAGGAGUGUCGCAGGUCUCAUCCAGAUCGCUACUACGUCUUCCGUCCUCAUCCCAGCGGAGCGUGGGAGCAACGCCAUGAUGGUCAAACAGCCAUACGGGGUGGUCCUGGCGAUAUCUCCUUGGAACGUCCCGAACGUGCUCGGCCUCAGGGCCUGCUUACAGCCGUUGGCCAUGGGCAACACGGUGGUGCACAAAGGGCCCGAACUAGCUCCGGCCACUCACUGGGGCGUUGUCUCUGUCCUCCACGAGGCUGGUCUCCCGGCAGGAUGUCUGAAUACCAUCUACCACCGUCCGGCAGAUGCCCGCAAGAUCACCACCGCGCUUAUUGCGCACCCGGCAAUCAAGAAGAUCAACUUCACCGGGUCGACCGCGGUCGGCGCCAUCCUCGCCGCACAGGCUGGAAAGCAUUUGAAACCCACCGUAAUGGAGCUGGGAGGUAAAUCCCCUUCGAUCGUAUGCGACGACGCCAACAUUCCAUACGCGGCUCAACAGUGCGCAUUGGGCGCCAUGCUUCAUGCCGGACAGAUCUGCAUGUCCACUGAGAGAAUCAUCGUCCACGCGCGAGUCGCCGACCAAUUCCGCGCCGCCUUCAAAGAGGCCAUCGACCACAUCUUCGCCGACAAGGGCAUCGGGGCCGUCCCUCGACUGAUAUCUCUCCCGGCAGCCAAGAAAACCGAGAGUCUUGUUGCCGACGCCCUCUCAAAGGGUGCUGUCGCUCUCUGCCCCCGCCACGGGAAUAAUGCGGACAACAACAACAACGUCGUCGACAGUGCCGACGACACGAAACUCGCGCCCACGGUGCUCGAGAACGUGGAACCGGGGAUGGAUAUCUACUACACCGAGUCCUUCGGGCCGACCGCCUCUCUCUACGUCGUCGACUCCGACGAAGAAGCCAUCCGGCUAGCAAACGACACGCAAUACGGCCUCUCCAGCGCCGUCUUCACCGAAGACUUGCGGUGAGGGUUGGCCAUCGCCAAGAAGAUCGAGACGGGAGCCGUACACAUCAAUUCCACGACGGUCCACGACGAGUCGGCCUUGCCUCAUGGGGGAGUCAAGGCCAGCGGCUGGGGUCGGUUCAACAGCCUGCAAGGCCUCGAUGAGUGGGUAUUCACCCAGGUCGUGACCUGAAAGGACCGAGACUACUACGCGGGCAAGGACAUUGGAUCAUACAUGAACUGGUAAUGGCUACGAAAGACUGGAGGUGGCUGAGACCUGGGGUAUCAGCCAAGCAAGCGCGAUUUGAGCUGAUCGGGCGUCGAAUGGGUGUGAGGGUCUUCUUGUUGCCAACCACAGCGACGUUCUUGUGUCACACGAUCUUUAAUUCAAGUCAAU